AUAUGAGACGACCUAUAUAAGUAGCCGACAGGAUUCUCGGACUCAGUGUGUGUUCAACGUGCCACUUUGACGACAGAAAAAAAUGAAGGUGUCAAUAUUGAUUGUUGUGUUGGCGGCGUGCGCGGUGACCCUGGCCGUGGAGUUGGCACCCGAAAACUUUGUGCAGCCCGUUGACCCUCGGAGUGUAACCUUACCAGCUGUCAACCGGCCAAAAAGAUUUUUGGGUCAUGCAAUCGGUGCUGCUGGAUUGGCUGGAAUAGCAGGUCUUGGAGCCCUUGGUCUUGGAGCUGGCAUCAUCGGCGCUAAAGCUGGCCUUAUUGGCGGAGCUUUAGCUGGAGGAGCAAUUGCUGCUGGAAGGGGCUUCGGUGGUCAUUACGGAGGUGGUUACGCUAGAGGAUACGGACACGGAGGUUAUGGCGGUUAUGGUGGAUACGGAGGUUAUGGCGGCUAUGGUGGUUAUAAUGGAUACAGGAGUUACUACUACCCAUCUGCGUACGUUUACAGCGACCCGUGGUGCUGAUUUUAGUUUAAUGUUAGUAACAUCGUGAGAAUUACAGACUGAUACAGACUCACGAUUAGAUUUAAGUCAAAUAAAGAAUUAAAAAUGA
Messenger RNA from Danaus plexippus (monarch butterfly), 608 nucleotides. Its product is annotated as acanthoscurrin-1-like. The transcript has 4 exons. The record is from RefSeq and is a predicted model, not a curated record. NCBI's taxonomy places the organism in Eukaryota, Metazoa, Arthropoda, Insecta, Lepidoptera, Nymphalidae. Bases 83 to 520 code for a protein of 145 amino acids.